Zingiber officinale is the source of this 3671-nucleotide messenger RNA. Its product is annotated as DNA-directed RNA polymerase 2, chloroplastic/mitochondrial-like. Gene Ontology annotation, cellular component: mitochondrial DNA-directed RNA polymerase complex. Lineage: Eukaryota; Viridiplantae; Streptophyta; Magnoliopsida; Zingiberales; Zingiberaceae. The coding region runs from base 124 to 3204 and encodes 1026 amino acids. Gene Ontology annotation, biological process: mitochondrial transcription. The transcript has 20 exons. Gene Ontology annotation, molecular function: DNA binding; DNA-directed RNA polymerase activity. The record is from RefSeq and is a predicted model, not a curated record.
GUAUAAGCAGAAGGAGAUCCUCGACGGAGGCGGCGGUCGCCGGCGAUCUAUCUCCGGCUACCACCACUGAGUCCUUUCAAUCGCACGAAAUUUUAUUCUCCCAAUAAUAGCCCCUUCUCUCUGAUGUGCAGCAACGCCGCCUCCGUCCUCCCCAGUCUUCUUUUCGCCUUCCCGAACGGUCCCCUCGUUCCGCACUUCAAUCCGUCUCCUAGUUGCCGAGAUACGCGGAGAAGCAUCGCGAGAAAGUCUGCGUGCAUAUCCCCACGGGGAGUUAGGUUCUGCAGCGGCAGACCAUUGUCCAUCCCCUCAAUUUCCGGCUUCCAUCAUGGUUUCCUCCAAAAAUCGUCUUUCAGUGAGAAAAACCGGGUUUGGGACCUAGAGGAGACGCUUGAAAACAGGGUGGGAGGUUUUUUCCAAAACGGUGAAUCUAUGCCACUAGCAGGGUGUGCCUGCCCGUCAAUUGCGGCUGAUUUGAAGACUCAUGCUAGCGUCGCUGAGAUGGCUGCUUCCACUGAUACGGAUGAGGAGACAUCCUCGUUACUAAAUUUUCGCAGCAUUUUGGACAGGAUUGGCAAAUUUGAGGUGACCUUGGAGUGUGAGGAAGAUAAGAGUUUUAGUCGGUUUAGGUCAGCGAGACUGUUUCAACACUAUUCCAAGUUGGUAGGUGGAAUGAGUGAAAGUAACUACUGUAAGCUUCGACGUAGACAAAUACAGAUAGAAUCUGAAGCUUGGGAGCAGGCUACGAAGGAAUACAAGGAAAUGCUAAAGGAUAUGUGUGACAGGAAGUUGGCCCCAAAUUUGCCAUUUAUGAAGUCCUUGUUAUUAGGUUGGUUUGAACCACUGAGAGAUCGCAUUGCCAGAGAGCAGGAGAAAUGCAGGGAAAAAGGCAAUAGAGCAUCCCACGCUCCUUACUUCAAUCAGCUUCCUGCAGAUAAAAUGGCUGUAAUCACUAUGCACAAGAUGAUUAGUCUUCUAAUGUCAAGCAGUGAAAGCAGAUGUGUUCCAGUGGUUCAGGCUGCAUGCAAAAUUGGUGAUGCCAUCGAGCAUGAAGGGCGGAUUCAGUGGAUUCUUGAGAAAACUAAGAAAAAGAGUAUCAAAGUUAAGAAAAGUGACGAAACAGGUGUUUCUGUAAAUGAAGAGCAAGAAUUAAUUAGGAAAAAGGUUACAAAUUUGAUGAAAAGACAAAAACAUCACAUAGUAAGAAAGAUGAUUAAAGGACAAGAUGAUUCCAGACCAUGGGGAAAAGAUGCUCAGGCCAAGGUUGGAAGCCGCUUGAUCGAACUCUUAAUAGAGACUGCAUAUAUACAAUCUCCUGUUAGUCAAUCUGCUGCUGAUCCUCCUGAUUUACGUCCCGCAUUCAGACACUAUGUCAAAACUAUAAUAAAAGAAGAGAAAAACAUUAGCAGGCGUUUUGGAGUCAUUGAAUGUGAUCCAUUAAUUUAUCAUUGUUUAGAUAGAACUGCAAGCCACAUGAUUAUUCCUUACAUGCCAAUGUUGGUGCCCCCACUAAAAUGGACUGGAUAUGACAGAGGAGCGCAUUUAUUUCUUCCAUCUUACGUUAUGCGAACACAUGGAUCAAAAAAACAACGGGAGGCUGUUAAGAGGGCACCAAGGGAGCAGAUGCAGACUAUUUUUGAGGCACUGGAUACACUAGGCAAUACCAGAUGGAGGGUUAAUAAAAAGGUGUUAAAUAUCAUCAAUACAAUUUGGUCAAAUGGAGGACGUCUUGGUGGUUUGGUUGAUCGGGAGGAUGUUCCUCUACCUGAGAAGCCUGAUACAGAAGAUGAAAUUGAACUAAGGAAAUGGAAGUGGAAAUUGAAAUCUGUGAAGAAGGAAAAUAGUGAAAGACAUUCCCAUCGGUGUGAUAUGGAACUUAAACUUGCUGUUGCUAGAAAAAUGAAAGAAGAGAAGGGAUUUUAUUAUCCACACAACCUGGACUUCAGGGGCCGUGCAUAUCCCAUGCAUCCGUAUCUAAAUCAUCUCGGUUCAGAUAUUUGUCGAGGAGUGUUGGAGUUCGCAGAGGGACGACCACUGGGGAAGUCUGGUUUACGCUGGUUAAAGAUACAUUUGGCAAAUUUAUAUGCUAAUGGCGUUGACAAGUUAUCACAUGAUGCUCGAGUGGCAUUCACCGAGAACCACUUGGAGGAUGUAUUUGACUCUGCAGAUAAACCUCUUGAAGGUAGGCGCUGGUGGUUAGGUGCUGAGGAUCCCUUUCAAUUGUUAGCAGUUUGUAUCAAUCUUGCUGAAGCAUUGAGGAGUUCAACACCAGAAAAUACAGUUUCACACAUUCCUGUUCAUCAGGAUGGAUCGUGCAACGGUCUACAACACUAUGCAGCUCUGGGGAAAGACAAGUUGGGGGCCAUUUCUGUGAACCUUGUUGCUGGAGAUGAGCCUGCAGAUGUAUACUCCAGCAUAGCUACUAGGGUUCUCAAUAUCAUGUGUAGAGAUGCAGAGAAAGGCCCUUCCAUCAACCCAAACGCUUUACAUGCUAAACUACUAAUUGAUCAGGUGGACCGGAAGUUGGUGAAGCAGACUGUCAUGACAUCAGUUUAUGGUGUCACAUAUAUUGGGGCACGUGAGCAAAUUAAGAGAAGAUUGAAGGAACGUGACAUGAUGGCUGAUGACACAGAAUUAUUCCGUGCAUCUUGCUACGCUGCUAAAACCACACUGACUGCAUUAGGGGAGAUGUUUCAAGCUGCACGGGAUAUCAUGACUUGGCUUGGUGACUGUGCUAAGGUGAUUGCUUCAGAAAACCAUCCAGUAAGGUGGACAACUCCUCUUGGUCUCCCAGUGGUUCAACCUUAUCAGAAGUUGGGAAGCCAUAUGGUAAAAACUUCCCUCCAAGUGCUGACUUUGCGCAGGGAAACUGAUAAGGUCAUGGUUCGGCGUCAAAGAACAGCUUUCCCCCCAAACUUUGUGCACUCCCUCGACGGUUCCCAUAUGAUGAUGACUGCAGUUGCCUGCCAAAGAGCUGGGUUGAACUUUGCUGGUGUUCAUGAUUCGUAUUGGACACAUGCAUGUGAUGUGGAUCAGAUGAACCGGAUUCUUCGAGAGAAAUUCGUGGAACUCUACGAGAAACCUAUACUAGAAAACUUACUCGAAAGUUUUCAACAAUCAUUCCCAACACUAAGUUUCCCACCAUUACCGGAACGGGGAGAUUUCAACCUUAAUGAUGUUCUCGAGUCGCCAUAUUUUUUCAACUAAUCUUGUGUACAGGCAUCUUCGCCGUCAACAUCUCAGGCAACUCUAGAGUUAGUAUGCGAGAUGUGAGUGCAUCAGCAUUGACAACCGAGAUCCAUGUUCAGCAAAAGCAUCGAUCCGUAGGCAACAAGAGUUUCAUGUGUGUAUAUCGGUGAACUUCUUUGCAGUUUUGGCACCGCGAGUGACAAAUUGCGAGUUCUGUGUACAUGUUGUCGUUCUUGACCUUACCUGCCUGUCCUCGAUGGCCAUGGAGGGGAACAAGAAGCAACGAACAAGGCAGGGAAGCCGCCACCGAGAAACCAGAUAGGAAACUGAUGCGAAUUUCACUCGCAGCAUAGGUUUUUUGUAUUAACUUCAAAAAAAAUCUUGUUUUUCCAUGAAACUUCUAUAUGAACAACUAAAGCUGUAUGUGUACUUGUAAUUAAUGUUGAGUUGUAAUAUUUCAUUAAGUUGUCAGUAUUUCAGUAAUA